AGAGACGAGGUUGCUUGUUGGACAACAGCUUGAAGCUUGCCAGUUCGCGCUGGUCCCACUAGUCGGCCUCAGCUACCCAACCUCUCCCGCUCGGCAAGAGGCGAGCGGUGCCAUCGAGCUAGUGCGCGAAGAAGCUGGCUCGAAGGGCUGGACCAGGAGAGCGGAAGGGCCGGAAACGGAGAGUCGGGCCGCGGAAAUCCAAGGGCGAAUCGUAAUCAUGUCGCUGGCUGUCGGCAAAAUUGUCAGGAGGCUGGACAAACGCAUUUUUUCGGUCGCACGUCCUGCUAAAACACCGUAUUUGAUCACCAAUAGACUGUAUUGCAAAACUGAGAAGGCCGAUGGAAAAAACCCGCAUUUCAAAGAAGCAGGCCUCUCCUCUCCAUUCAACCACAAAGUUUCUGAAUGGGAUAAGAAACUGUUGGUGUGGUCAGGCCGCUUCAAGAAAGGAGAAGAUAUACCUCAGGACAUCUCGGCAAAGACGAUGAGUGCAUCAAGGAGCAAGCUUCGUGUGAAGGUAGCCUACUUCGGAAUGGCUAUCCUGCUUGUAGGUUUUGUAUCUGCAGUUUUGCUAGGGAAACAGGACGUUCAAAAAUAUAGAUCACUACGGUAUAUGAACACGAGCGUUGAGCAGAUAGAAGAGGCUGCUGAAAGUGCUUCUGCCAAGCCAUGAUCAAAAAGGUGGUUAGAACUGUUGGUGUGCAAGCUGGUUUUCAUCAUGAAUUGGAAGAGCAACUUGAGAAACAUUUACUUCAUUUUUUCACAUUUCAAAAAGAGAAUUUAUAGUUCAAUGAUACUUCUAAAAUUUUCACCCUUUCUCAUAGAAAGACUCCCAUUUCUGACUAAAACAAAAGCACUUUUUGUUUUUGAAAAGCUGAAUCUCUUCUCUGUAUUAGAAUGUUUCUUUAAAUCCUGGAUGCUGGAUAUGUAUAAAAAAUCUAUGUAACCUGUAAAAUACAUCCUGCUCUAACAAUAAAAGGAUCUAUCCAGGAUACUGAAUUCA
This is a messenger RNA of Crotalus tigris (Tiger rattlesnake), 1000 nucleotides long. Its product is annotated as protein FAM162A-like. The record is from RefSeq and is a predicted model, not a curated record. The coding region runs from base 218 to 670 and encodes 150 amino acids. The transcript is spliced from 6 exons. Lineage: Eukaryota; Metazoa; Chordata; Lepidosauria; Squamata; Viperidae.